UUUAAAGUCACACUUAAGCUGCAGAAUGUGGAGAAGUUUUAGAGUUUGAUGGCCAGAGGAGAAGACUUUUUUGUUGGGUUCUGUGGUUCUCCUCAGUGGUCUGCGGGCUGAAGAUGCUCAGAUUAGACAACAGACAGAGGUGCAGCGUGUGGGAGGUGUUGUGGGUGAUACUGCAGUGUUGAUUGUCUCGACUCUACCAGAAAGCAAGGAGGCAAUCUUAGUGGUGCAGAUGCCUCAUUUUCUUAUCAGAGCUGAAAAUCCAUAAUGCAGAUGUUGUCCAGCCCAUUGCUUGUCCAAUCACAUGCUCUGGGAGGGGAGCACGGCUGCUUUAAAAGAUGCACGGGGAGUCCAGGAUCUACAGACCUGCACAAAGAACCCUAAAGCCGGCAUCAUGGUUGAAUGGACAGAGUUCGAGCGCGCCACCAUCCAGGACAUCUUUGCUAGGAUGGACUAUGACGUUGUGGGCCCUGCAGCUCUCUUUAGGUAAGACAGUCUUGUGUUUUGCCAUAUUUAGGAUCAAUAAUCAGGAUUAUUUUCAUGGGACACAGAUUGCAUCUUUUCAAUGUUUUUGCUUUGACAUGUUUCCCCAGGUGUCUGGUUGUCUACCCCUGGACUCAGAGGUAUUUUGGAAACUUUGGAAACCUUUAUAACGCUGCUGCUAUCAUAGCUAAUCCCAUGGUGGCGAAUCACGGGAAAGUCAUCCUGCACGGUAUGGACCGGGCUGUGAAGAACAUGGACAACAUCAAGGCAACCUAUGCCGAGCUGAGUGUGCUGCACUCUGAGAAACUGCACGUGGAUCCCGACAACUUCAGGGUAAAGUUUCAGAACUUCUGAAUCCAUCAAAACACCCGUCUGCCAAACAGCUGCCAUGUUUUUAAUCAUCAUAUGCUUGUUUUGUUGCAGCUGCUAUCCGAUUGUCUGACCAUCGUGGUUGCUGCCCAGUGGGGUAAAGAGUUCACUGGUGAGAUCCAGGCAGCUUUCCAGAAGUUUCUGGCCGUGGUGGUGACCUCGCUGGGCAAGCAGUACCACUAGAGAGCUGCAGCAGAGGAACAUUGCAUGUGGAGCUUUUGUCUUUAAAGCUUGUUGAUUUUCCCUCAAAAGCAAAUAAAACAAUAAGCACAUUCAA
Xyrichtys novacula (pearly razorfish) is the source of this 1126-nucleotide messenger RNA. The record is from the annotation of a GenBank genome assembly. Lineage: Eukaryota; Metazoa; Chordata; Actinopteri; Labriformes; Labridae.